AUAUAUAAACAGUAAAUAACAGUAACCAAAAACAAAAUUACGAAAAUGAUUGAAGAAAAUGCAAAAUCAGCAACUGCCGCCAUGAACGAGGGAUCAGAGAGAAACAGCUCCUCAUCGAUGAAGAAGACCAGCGUCGACGAAGACGAAUCAGGGGGGAAGGAGGCGGAGAUCGUCGCCGGCGAUUCCGACGGCGCGUUGGCGCCGCCGAAAGCGCAGCCGACGCGGCAUCCGCUGGAGAAUUCGUGGACGUUCUGGUUCGAUAAUCCCUCCGCCAAAUCGAGACAAGCUGCGUGGGGAAGCUCCAUUCGCCCAGUUUACACCUUCUCCUCAGUCGAAGAUUUCUGGCGAGUUUACAACAAUAUACACCAUCCGAGCAAGCUAGCAGUUGGAGCAGACUUUCAUUGUUUCAAAGAGAAAAUAGAGCCAAAAUGGGAAGACCCUAUUUGUGCCAAUGGCGGGAAGUGGACUGUUAGUUUCUCUAGGGGCAAAUCUGAUACUUGUUGGCUCUAUACGUUGUUGGCGUUGAUUGGAGAACAAUUUGAUUAUGGUGAUGAGAUAUGUGGAGCUGUUGUUAAUGUCAGAGCUAGGCAGGAGAAGAUAGCUUUAUGGACCAAGAAUGCUGCCAAUGAAGCUGCUCAGCUGAGUAUAGGAAGACAAUGGAAGGAGUUUCUGGAUUACAACGACCAAAUCGGUUUCAUAUUCCAUGCUGAUGCUAAGAGGCUUGACAGAGGUGCCAAGAAUCGAUAUACUGUGUAAGGACUCUCCUCUUCUUACUCGGUUUUGUCUCUAGACUGCUACAAAUAAUAUUCACUCUUCUAUUCCAAUGCUUUCAAUUUAAUUGUUUCAUAUGUAUCAAUGAAGAGAUGGGUAGGAUUAGCCGUCACUAGUUCUCUCGAAGCCAUAGAUUAAAUAAGAAAAAGAGUUCUUCAGGUGGAGUUUUGGCAUGUAGAGAUCCACUCAGGAUGAUUUAUUUUAUUCUGUUUUGAAUGUGAGUAUACAAAGUUGUCAAUUAUCAUAGAGAAUUCUAUCCACGUAUUUUUCAUUUUUCAUUUUUAUAAAUGUGGUAUUCAUAGUUUCAA
Molecule: messenger RNA, 1079 nt
Organism: Salvia miltiorrhiza (redroot sage)
Lineage: Eukaryota; Viridiplantae; Streptophyta; Magnoliopsida; Lamiales; Lamiaceae
Product: eukaryotic translation initiation factor 4E-2-like
Exons: 5
Coding region: 46-756 (236 amino acids)
Biological process (GO): translational initiation
Cellular component (GO): eukaryotic translation initiation factor 4F complex; cytoplasm
Molecular function (GO): RNA 7-methylguanosine cap binding; translation initiation factor activity
Source: RefSeq, a predicted model, not a curated record